AUGUCAGCCCUCGGCGAUGACUCGAAACUACACCCAGAUACGAUCCACCUCGAUACUCGUGUGGAGGAGGUCGACGCGGCGCAGAGGGAGAAAUACGCACAGGAGCAGAAAAAUGUCGGCACCUUACAACGUCGCCUGAAGUCGCGACAUGUGCAGUUCCUAGCGCUUUCCGGGGCCAUCGGGACGGGACUCUUCGUGGGCAUGGGCCAGGUGCUGUCUCUGGCCGGUCCCUUGUCCGCUGUGCUAGCCUACGCGAUCACCGGCUUCAAUCUGUACGCCGUGAUCAACAGCAUGGGCGAGAUGGCCGCUUGGCUGCCGCUGCCCGGUGCCGUGCCCGUCUAUGCCGCACGGUUUGUGGACGAGGCGCUGGGGUUCACGCUGGGCUGGAACUACUGGUAUCAGUUUGCCAUCGGGGUUCCCAUCGAGAUCAGCGCGGCUGCACUGAUCAUUGAGUACUGGCCCAACGGCGUCGCUCCCGCAGUGUGGAUCACUGUUCUGUACAUCGUGAUCUUCCUGCUCAACUGUCUGCCCGUGCGCGUUUACGGAGAACUGGAAUUCUUUCUGGGGUCCAUCAAGCUGCUCACGAUCGUGGGCCUGAUGAUUCUCAUGUUCAUCAUCACCCUCGGCGGCGGUCCCAACCACGAUCGAAUCGGGUUCCGAUACUGGAAGAACCCUGGACCCAUGCAGGAGUAUCUGAAGACUGGCGAUCUCGGGCGGUUCCUCGCAUUCUGGAAGGUCUUCAUCCAGGCAACCUUCAGUUACGGUGGAAGCGAGAUGGUUGUGGUGGCGGCGGGUGAAACACAGAACCCGCGGCGCAACAUACCCAAGGCCGUACGACGAAUCUUCUGGCGCAUUGCUAUCUUCUACGUCGGUAGUGUCUUUCUGGUUGGGCUGUGCGUCUCGUCGCGCGAUCGGCGCUUGCUGAAUGCCAUUAGCAACGGCGCUGAAGGGGCUGGCGCCAGUCCUUUCGUCAUUGCUAUCGCCAACAGCGGCAUCAAAGUGCUGCCCUCUAUCAUCAACGCCGUCAUCCUCUCGUCAGCGCUGUCUGCUGGCAACUCUUUCUUCUACGCUUCGACUCGAAUCCUCUAUUCUACCGCGCUGGACGGAAAAGCGCCGCGAAUCCUGCGCUACGAGAAGUUCGGCGUCCCGUACGCCUGCGUGGGAGUGACCGCCGCUCUCAGCCUUCUUGUCUAUCUUAACGUCUCGGCCAGUGCUGCUGAAGUCUUCUUUUGGAUCAGCAAUUUAAGUUCCGUCAGCACGCUGAUUGUCUGGGCCUCCGUGGCCAUCACCUACACGCGAUUCUACGCGGGUCUCAAGCACCACGGCAUCCCGCGGACAGACUUACCCUUCAAAACGCCCUUCCAGCCCUUCCUUGCCUACUUUGCCAUCGCUUUCUCCACCAUAGUUGCGUUCUUCAAUGGCUUCGACGCGUUCUUUCCGGGAAAGUUCAGCGCCAAGACGUUUGUGCCGCCGUACAUCGACAUUCCCAUCUUCGCAAGCUUGUUCUUAGGAUAUAAGAUUGUCAAGCGUACCAAGUUCGUCAAGGUACAGGACAUGGAUUUGUGGUCGGGCAAGGCAGAAGCUGAUCAGCUGGAGGCAUUAUGGGAGGAGCCCCGGCCACGAAACUUUCUCGAGCGAAUUUGGUUCUGGAUUGCUUGA
This is a messenger RNA of Aspergillus affinis, 1659 nucleotides long. RefSeq names its product AAT family amino acid transporter. Gene Ontology annotation, cellular component: membrane. Gene Ontology annotation, molecular function: amino acid transmembrane transporter activity. The record is from RefSeq and is a predicted model, not a curated record. Bases 1 to 1659 code for a protein of 552 amino acids. The transcript is spliced from 2 exons. NCBI's taxonomy places the organism in Eukaryota, Fungi, Ascomycota, Eurotiomycetes, Eurotiales, Aspergillaceae. Gene Ontology annotation, biological process: amino acid transmembrane transport.